AUGCUGGAGGCAAUCUCUGAUUUUAUAUAUCGAGUAAUAUCGGGAACUAUACUAGGUUGUUUCCUCCUGGUGCUAUCUUUGUUGGCAUUAUGGCACAAUUUUGUAACUGCACAUUUUAGACAUCAUCACGAUUUUAGAGAUACAAGAAGUUCCAAGACUACCAUUAUACCCAAACAGGAACCACAUAGCCCAAGACGCCAAAAGAAACGGCAUCAAUCUCUAUCGGUAUCAUCGUGCUCACCGUUGAAUGUCGAAGAGGAUGAAGAUAAUAAUAUCGAGUUUGAUCACACGAUAACUAGCACAGACACAAGACCAGAUAGUAAUGACAGCUCAUUGAGUGAUAUCGGAACUGCAAACACGUCCAUUGAUUCAACCUACAACCUUGCAAAUCAUCAAUAUGUCUACGAUAAAAAUUUUACCAAAAAGAAUCGUUCUGAACUCGAAGAUAAUCCAUUUCAAGACGUACUAGCUGCUGAGGAUAUGAAACUGGUGCCUGAUUUAAAAUAUUACUAUAAACAAUAUAAUAUCGAGAUAGAAGAAUUUGAAGUUGAGACUGAGGAUGGGUUUAUUAUUGAUUUAUGGCAUUUAAAACAUGAUACCGAUAGUUUAGAAAAAGACAAUGAGAGAAAUCCUGAUUUGCACCCAAUUCUAAUGUUACAUGGACUUUUACAAAGCAGUGGAUCGUUCGCUUCAAGUGGAAGAAAAUCACUGGCAUAUUUCCUCCAUCAGUCGGGCUUUGACAUUUGGCUAGGUAACAAUAGAUGCGGUCUUAAACCAAAAUGGAAUAUGAGUGCCCUAGGAUUCGAUAAAAGAAAAAAAUGGGAUUGGGAUAUGGAUCAAAUGGUUCAAUAUGAUUUAAAAGCACUUAUUGAAACAGUAUUGUCAAAAUGUAAGCACGAGAAAUUAACCUUAAUGUCACAUUCUCAAGGAACUACUCAAGGAUUCAUGGGACUAGUCAAUGGCGAACUUUUAUAUGGAACAGAUUUUAAACUAAGUGAAAAACUAGAAAAUUUUGUUGCGCUAGCUCCUGCAGUUUACCCUGGACCAUUAUUAGAUGAAAAGCAGUUUGUUAAAUUCAUGGCCAAAGGUAUUGAUAAUCCGUGGAUCUUUGGCAAUAAAGCCUUUUUACCAUUGAUGCUUUUGAUGAAGAAAAUUACAAAUGGUGUGAUAAUUAUUCCCUUUAUGUCAUACGUCAUGUUCAAUUAUCUGUUUGAUUGGAACGAUUCACUGUGGGAUAAACCUCUAAGGGAUCGUCAUUUCUUAUUUUCUCCCGUUUACAUAUCAGUCAAACUAAUGCAAUGGUGGUUAAGUCCUCUGGAUAAUAAGAUGAGCUUUAAAAAAGGUGCCGGUACUUUGUUCCCAGAUUCCAAAACCUGGUUCCCGGUCGAGGAUGGUAAUCCAGUCGCUAAACCAGAAGGUCUUCAUCUUAAUAGUACAAGACAAAGCAAGAAAGAUUAUCCACACUUUAUGAUGUUUAUUCCUAGGCAGGACCGUUUGGUUGACGGAGAAAGGUUGAUUAAUCAUUUCAUCAAUCAUGAGUCAAAUUCUCUUUACAAAAUUUGGUAUAUUGAUGAGUAUUCUCAUUUAGAUGUUCUUUGGGCACAUGAUGUUAUUGAUAGAAUAGGUCAACCGAUUGUUGAAAACCUGAGACUUCCAAAACGGUCGCAAGUAGGUCGAGCCAACUAA
This is a messenger RNA of Zygotorulaspora mrakii, 1686 nucleotides long. RefSeq lists its product as uncharacterized. Bases 1 to 1686 code for a protein of 561 amino acids. Gene Ontology annotation, biological process: lipid metabolic process. NCBI's taxonomy places the organism in Eukaryota, Fungi, Ascomycota, Saccharomycetes, Saccharomycetales, Saccharomycetaceae. The transcript has a single exon. The record is from RefSeq and is a predicted model, not a curated record.